This is a messenger RNA of Penicillium verhagenii, 618 nucleotides long. RefSeq lists its product as uncharacterized. Lineage: Eukaryota; Fungi; Ascomycota; Eurotiomycetes; Eurotiales; Aspergillaceae. The transcript is spliced from 2 exons. Bases 1 to 618 code for a protein of 205 amino acids. The record is from RefSeq and is a predicted model, not a curated record.
AUGAAUCUCCGUGAUCGAUUCAAGCGGGUUUUCCACCGUUCUUCCAACAGCACCAGUCAACUGAAUGGAAAACCCAAAAUCGAAUACUAUCGUCGCAGUGAAUGUCCCCCCUCCAAGUUCCGGGGUCCGUUCGAUAAGGAACACCAAAAGCGCUUAGCCGCUUGGUCCUUCGAUCGCGCCAUGGUGGAACGCCCACGUUCCCUCGACCUAUCCAUGUCUCCCUGUGCUCCUGAUGAAAUUUCACCAUUUGAUUCCGAUGAUACUGGCGAUAUUUCUCCCGAUGAUGAUGGUGUCCCUAUCGAUCCAGUCGCAGCUCGCUCUCACACUCCCGAGUCCACUAUCUCGACUGACUUCCCCCGCCCCGCUCACACGGGCUCCCAGUCGUCGACUAUCGUCAACUCCGACAGCUACAAUGGUUCCAUGAUGACCCUCCUCCCGGAAAUUUCGGUCUACGAGAUUCCAGAAGACCCCAUCGCCCAGUUCAAAGAGUCAAUCCGCUUCACCUCGCCAAUUGUGCGCGCCAUCUCCCCCGCUCUCAAGUCGCCCCGUGCAAAACAGCUACCUUUUGCCCCCGAGGACCUCAGCCGCGCCCUGGCCGCCGUGCAAGUCUGCGCCUAA